Molecule: messenger RNA, 2403 nt
Organism: Anopheles marshallii
Lineage: Eukaryota; Metazoa; Arthropoda; Insecta; Diptera; Culicidae
Gene: ova
Exons: 4
Coding region: 1-2403 (800 amino acids)
Biological process (GO): regulation of transcription by RNA polymerase II
Cellular component (GO): nucleus
Molecular function (GO): DNA-binding transcription factor activity, RNA polymerase II-specific; RNA polymerase II cis-regulatory region sequence-specific DNA binding
Source: RefSeq, a predicted model, not a curated record
AUGCCACAAACGAACGAAGAACAGGAAGAGGAUGGCAGCAAAAAUAUGGUAUCCAACUUGCCGCUCCUAUUUGCGGACGGCUACCCAACGUCCCUGGACAAGAUCACCGAAGCACAGCUGCAAAAGUUCAUACCGUUCAUGGUACAGUGUUCGCUGGGAAACGUCACUAUCCAAACGAUGACCGAAUUUAAUAGGCCUCCCUGGUGGCCAAAAGAUUUGGAAUUUACCAAACCAUUCAAACGGCCAAAAUCGUUCACCGGGGAUUGGUUGCUCAAGAUGCGAGAACUCGUGGUAGCAUGUUACGACGCCCACGACAACAUUUAUCUCCUACGGUACUGUGCUGAUCUGGCAAAGUUUCAACCGACAGCGUUGCGAUUCAUUAACAACUACAACUCUACGACAUCUCUGUUCGAGCGGUCGUCGAACAAGUUGUUGGUUACAUUUCGCAAUGAAAAUAUGCUGUACGAUCAGGAACAAAAGAUAAACAGUCGCAAGUGCCUUCUACCGAAGCAAUCUAACUCCCAGUCUUGCUUAGCCACUCAGGAGGAAAUGGUCAUAUCAGAAUGCUUCGAUAUCUAUCUUUGCGACAACUGUGAUGCCGAGCUAUACUCCGCAGGAGCAAUGGUGGAGCACGAGCGUGUCUGCCUGGGGGAGCAGAGCAAUGCCGAGUUGGCAGACACUAGUGACGACGAUGACGUUAUCUUUUGUGGAACAGUGCUGGAAGAUCAGCUUCCACUCGAUUCGGCAGCUCGUGCGCAUGCAGAACAGCAGAAGAUGGUAUCGUUUCUGUCGCAGAAUUUCAUGUUGCGUUGUACGAACUCGAAAGAAUCGACGAUCUCCAACUCGCACCAGUCCAGCGGUAGCAGUAGUACCGAGCUCGAAGGUGGAACUGUCGAGUGUAAUAUCGGAGCAAAGCAUCACCGUAUGCCUAGACGCUCACGCCAGGUUGUUACACUAGCGAAAUGCACACAAAUUCCGCUCUCCUCACCGUUGGGUUUGUUUAUGUUGAAAACUUCCAAAAUCAUUACGACAACCGAUUAUCUGUACGAGCGAUUCGAACGUAUGGACAAAUAUUGUACUGCUCCACCCCUUCCAGCUGGUGCAUUCUAUUCAUUGCAGCCAAAUCUUGCAAUGGAGGGUUUGCAGGAAUCUUCUACCGCUCCAGACCGACGGAUACCCAGAUGGUUCUUUGGAAAAGUGAAAUCAGGCAACGGACCAAACGGUCAAUGGCCGUUCACGUUCAAACGACCUACAGACGAUUCUUUCGAACCGUCGCAACGCCAAUACAAAUUCCCUCGGCGCCAGUUCUCUAACAAGCAUCGGGAAGCAAACUUUCUGUUCUACAACAAACUACUGCUGCAACGUUGCCGACCGUGUGUGGUGAGCAUGAAAAGACUGACCCUUGCCGAAGUGCAGGAACUUGCUCUCCUGCCCGGUAUCGAACGGGCACAGAGGGAGGCCGAGCAUGCAGCCAUGCUGGAACGGCAACGACGGAAAGAGCUUGCUGUAAUAGCAGAAAGUGCAAUGGUUAUCGAUAGCAUUGAUCUCUGCUCUUCCGAUGAAGAUAUGGAGGUGGGAAUGUCAGAUGGUAAGGAAGCACAGUACGUGCAAGAGCAGGAAUACUCAAGUUCCUUUGAUACCGAUUUCAUCGCACAUGACCAUGUAGAAACGAUCGUAAUAGAAAUGGACGACAGUAUGAGCAGCGAUACAAAUGAACUCACAAAUACUAGUUUCUAUGCCAAUGGUUCCCUACAGCAAAAGCACAAUGCCAGCAAUGUACUGCCGGAAAUGGGGCCGAAAUUCGCAAAGAAGUCCUUCAUAGGUACAAUGCUCAGUGAAAGCACGUUCCGUUUAAAUAAAUCACUUCCGGCAGGGCAUAGCAACGGUAAAAUCAUCAUGGAUGGUACGCGACAACCACUUACCGCACCGCUGUACCUGUACGCGAAUUGUAGCCAAACGGCUGUCAAUGUGUCGGAUGAUGCGCAAUUUUCCAACGCGAGUCGUUUGAUCGUCCGCAAAAGUAGCAGUUUGCCUUUGAAGGAAAAUUUGAAAAACGGCUUUGAAAGUCCCGGUACCGUUGGUAACAGCGCUAAUGGAGAUGGUUUGCUCGUAGGCGAUGCUGGUGGUGGGCAAUAUGCUGCCACUUCCCUUCCUGUGCAUCAAGCAGCAGCAGCAGUACAACCACGGGCCGUAUUGCUUGCUGGACCCACCACGUACGGGCAUCCAAUAAUCGGUACCAUUCCAGCUUCGUUCAACGACAGUGGCAGUCCACACGCGCGAUCAAGGGCUUCCGUUAUACAGACGUUCCCCACGGCAACUUAUGUUACUCAGCCGGUACACACACCUAACAAUGGUACCAGUACGCUGGCUGUCUCGAGCCCAACCGUAGCUAAUCUUCAGUAA